This is a messenger RNA of Pseudocercospora fijiensis CIRAD86, 1467 nucleotides long. RefSeq lists its product as uncharacterized. NCBI's taxonomy places the organism in Eukaryota, Fungi, Ascomycota, Dothideomycetes, Mycosphaerellales, Mycosphaerellaceae. Gene Ontology annotation, molecular function: protein binding. Bases 1 to 1467 code for a protein of 488 amino acids. The transcript is spliced from 10 exons. The record is from RefSeq and is a predicted model, not a curated record.
AUGCCGCUUCUGCUCGCAAGAACUAGUCUAAGAACCCACACCUACUACACUUCCUUACGCUCAGUCAGCAAGGUCCACCCCACUUUUUUGUUUGUAUACGCGCUCGCUAGGCGCUUGGCUUCACUUUCUUGUCGAUCUUUGAACGUGCCUUUUGUUCUUCGACAUACUCGAUGUGAUCGAGAUCUCUGGGGAGCAAUCGUGACAGUCGAUCGCAGCCAGUGUGUCAAUGUGGAGCAGCAUUCAACAUUUCUGAUUGCCGCCUCACAGCUCAACGCCCCCUCUCGCAUGUUCGCUAUCACUGAAUUGGCAGAGGCAAUUCUGAACGAGUUACCACCACGCGAUCUCCUCCUCAGCAACGCAGACAGCAUUGAUCUUUCGGUCGCUAAUGUGCCUUCCCUGCGCGAGCUUUCACAGAAAACUGUCAUGGUGAGCCAUGCAAGUUCCAUCACCACCACUUGUGGCUGGCGGGAUGGAAAGCGCGACACAUUCGAUGCCAACGAGGCUUCAGUUGAAAUUAGAUUCAAUAGGAGCGAGACAUCGGGGGGAUAUGCGGGCAGCAGAGAGCCCGAGAGUAGCGUAGUUCUGCUUUCAAACUUCUCGAUGGAUUGGGUUCUGACUGUAGACGUAGUUAAUGAUGUUCAUGAUUUGGUGCUGUGCCUUCCAAACUCACCCUCACAUUCUUGGCGUGCACCUGCCAUUUGUCUUGUGACGUGCUUCGUGAUGUUCAUGAUUUGGUGCUCUGCCUUCCUCAUUCACUCUCACAUUCUUGGCGUCACAUGCUUGGCGCACACUAUUGCUUCGCCACAUCAACAACAAAACUUCAGCAUCGAACCCUCGAAUCGCUUCAUCAUGCCACCGAGAAAUGAUGGCAACAUGGAACCACCGCCACUAAGCGCCGCCACUCGCGUGUUUGGCAUCACCGAGCUCGCUGAGCAGAUACUAAGCGAUCUCUCGCCACGAGACCUGUUGAUAGUCCAGCGUGUCUGUCCGAACAUACGCUACACCGUGCAAGGAUCCAGCGCGCUCAAGAAGCAGGCUUUUCUCAGUCCAUCGAAUGGCGCCGACCUGGAGCUACUCCCGGACGACCUCAGACCGCCGCACAUUCGCUCUUUGUACAUCUUUACCAGCGGCACCAGUUGGGCUGUCGACGCUCCUUAUACCUCCUCCGUCAGCCUAUACCUAGACCCAAAGUGCCAGAUUGGCUAUGGGGAGGAAUCCUGGCGCAAAAUGCAGGUGUCUUCGCCCCCAGUCAUUCGCGGUAAAAUUUGGGUCCGGAAUCGUCGUCGCAGAACUUACAGUGAAAGGGACCUGAGGAGUGCUCGUGGUGGUUUCACGUUGGGCGACCUCGCUCAGGCUGCAAAUCGGCUGCGGCAGGGAAAGCAUAAGUUGAAAAUGAUUUCGUUUUUCCUCCACACAGACAUGAACGAAGCUCGGGACCCACUUCCUGACCUUCCACUGAACGUAUGA